UUGUGUGCCGGUGCGGCGGUUACAAGAGUCAUGCUAUUGGACUCUUUUCAACCUCGAAUGGUCUCAGAAGGCGGUGCGGCUGAGCAAAGCGGCCGCUCACAGCAGCGCAAGGGGCACCGCCGCCAGAUAUGCCUUGCCAAGAGCUGUUGGUUCUGGAAGGCAACACUCCCUGCUGCAAGGUCUCUAGGCGAGAUUCAUGCGGCAUACCGCCUUCGAUCGAGCAGUUGUCCAAUAUAAGAGCGCAUGCCGAGUGACAGAAUGUGGAAUCCAAUGGUAUGUCUGCAAGUGCCAGUCGUGACUUCGCCAUCAUCACUCCGGCCCAGAUCAGUACCCAAGACGGAGCACGAGCUCAAGAAGAACGAGGCUAUAUGGACUUCGCCAGUGACGACGGCCGGGUUGAGAAGGCCUCAGUGCGACGGGAUCCUUUGCGCCAGCCCUCAACGACCAGUCCCAAAUCCAAGAAACACCCACGGAGACCCUCAACAGGAGUAAUGAAGCGCACACCCCCUAAACCCCCUCGAUACCGCUCUGUAUCAGCGCCGGUAAGCCAACUCGUUGCGCCUGCACCGCCAAGGGCCAUGCUUGCGGGAACGAGCAGCAACGCGCCGAUCGAACUAGAUGCUACUUCGGACGACGAGCCAGCAUCUACCCCGUUACCCGCCCCGCGACAAUCCCCAAAGGCGAACCCUCCCGUAACUCCCGUGAGCAAGGCUCGGUCCGUCAGCUAUCCAACUCUUUCCCCAGCAGGAACGCCCUCCCAAUCCAUCAACGCCGCCAUUGGGCGCCUGAUCCGCAAGGAAGUCGGGAUCAGCGACACCCGCGGCAAGACGGGCUUCGUCUACGUCCUGGCCGCCACGCACAAGAACGGCAGACGCCUUGUGAAAAUCGGCCACACGGCCGACGGCGACGUCGACAAGCGCAGGAAAUCCAUCGAGCGGACCUGCAGCAGCGACAUCCGUUUCCCGCCGCCGUCCACCACCGACCACCACCACCACCACCAACAGAUCAAGACGUACUACAAGCUCGUCGAGCAGCUCGCCCAUCUCGAGCUGCGCGACCGCUGCUACCCCAUCGACUGCGCCUGCCGCAAGCGCCACCGCGAGUACUUCGCCGUGGACGAGAAUGUCGCCCACCGCGUCGUGCGGCACUGGAUUCGCUUCUGCGAGCAGCGCCCCUGGCGGGACCACCCCUAUUCUUUUCUCGCUCCUGGGCCUCAAGCCAAGUCGGCCAUCUCUCAGGCUAUCUGCCCUACGACCACCGGGCCAAUCAAGCCGGAAUGGCUGGACCGUCUCGAACGGCAGCACUCGAUGAGCGUCGAUGACGUCUCGGCGGCAACAACAGGUCUAGAAGUGCGGCUAGCGCACUGGGAUGCCUUCGUUUCCCCCUCGCUCGGUGCCUGGCUCUGGUACGACCUGCGCCAGGCGUGGGCGGGACUGUGGCGCUGCGCGUGGGAGGUGUGCUGCGUGCUCCAGGGGCUGCGGAUCCUCUGGUUGACGUGGGACUGGGAUGCCCCGCCAUGGGUGGGCUUGUUGGUGGUUGUGGUGUCGCUGGUCUGCACGCUGAGGAAGGUGGGCGAGAUCCGAUCUGCAGCGGCCUGCUGGCUGUCUCGGCGGCUCGUCGGCUUCGUCUCGGGGGAAAGGGAAAGUGGCUUCCUGCCACUUGCGACCCUCUUGUCAGGGUGUUGUUGCUUUUUCUUACGGACCGGCGUUCUUCCUGGUUGGCCGUUGCGCUUGGAUGAUCCGGGCGCGUUGGAGAGCAGACGGGAACCGGAGAUCUUCGUUGGAGCUUGGGUAACCACCGACGGGGAAGACAACUGUGAGGAAUAAGAGGCGUGUGAGGAAGAUGACUGUGACGACGGGACACUCGAAGUUGGGGCAACAUGCGUACCAGGACAACGUUCCUCUGAAGGCGUG
Messenger RNA from Chaetomium strumarium, 1913 nucleotides. Its product is annotated as T5orf172 domain-containing protein. NCBI's taxonomy places the organism in Eukaryota, Fungi, Ascomycota, Sordariomycetes, Sordariales, Chaetomiaceae. The record is from RefSeq and is a predicted model, not a curated record. Bases 276 to 1826 code for a protein of 516 amino acids. The transcript has a single exon.